Messenger RNA from Didymodactylos carnosus, 1137 nucleotides. NCBI's taxonomy places the organism in Eukaryota, Metazoa, Rotifera, Eurotatoria, Philodinida, Philodinidae. The record is from the annotation of a GenBank genome assembly.
AUGAGCUGCCAGGAAUGGCAGAUCAUAACAGAACAAUAUAUUCUUGAAUCGUUUACUACCGACGAAAAGACAUUGCCAGCAACAGCAUUAAAACAAAUUGCUGACAACAGAGAUUUAUUUGGUAGUGGAAUUAAACCAAAUGUCAAACGUUUUAUUAUUAUGAUAACCGAUGGUAUUUCAUCUCAAACCGAUACAGAAUUAUUUACAAGAGAAUUAGCAAAGGCAAAAGCUGAUCUUUACAUGAUUUGUAUCAUACCGGAAUUACCGAAAGCCGAUGAUACGAAAUACACUAAUGAAUAUAAACAAUUCGCUACAGAACAUGAGAAGAAAGUCAAAGAAUUCGUACAACGUGUAGCACCAGGUCGUAAUCAACUGAUCGAAAUUGGACAAUUGAAUAUAUUGACAAAAAUAGUUUUCGAUGAUCUUUUCAAUAUUAUUGAACAAUCGAUUCUCGUUUUUGCCAAUAGAACAACAACAACAUCGACUAACCCUGGAACAAUAUUUUCUUGCUUACACGCAUUCCCUUUGUCUAAUCCGAGAAAUGUGGAAUCAUGGACACAUGCUGAAAUAGCCUAUACCGGCCAAUUGUAUGUCAGUGAUUUUCGACGAAAACUCGAACAGCAAACACUUCAACAACAGAUGGAUAUUGAUUUUUCGAAUGAUUCAAAUGAAUUUAUCAAAAAUUUUGAUUCAACAAUGAAAUCACUAGAUGAAAGUUAUUCGAAGUUAGACACACAUGAUGUAAUACUUUCUCAUGCGGAUACAAUUCUUCAACAAAUUGAACAAAAACUCGAAACUGAUAUUAGUGAAUUAGUACGAACAAUGGAAGAUUAUAUUUUUCCAGCAUAUAAACCAACACAAUCAUUGCCGGAUACACGUGGAAAUCGUUUAUAUAUUCCUGGUAUCGUAAAAUUUAUUUGUACACAAGGACAAUAUAAUCGAAUCUGUUUAAAUCAAAUUGGUACACAAAAACCAGAAUAUCGUAUUGCUCUACGUCUAGAUCAAUCUGUGUCGAUGACUGGACCAACGUAUUUUUCAUCAGUUGAUAUUUUACUUUCAAUGUGUGCAGCAUUGAAUAAAAUCGGUAUUGAAGAUUUCAAUGUAUUAACAUUUGGAAAACAAAUUGACUUACCGUAA